CAGACAGAUUCCCCCAGCGAGUUGUUCAAAACAAUACGUGUGUACCGAUAUGUGGCCCUAAAGAAAUUCCGUAUUUAGGGGCGUAUGUGUAGUGAAAAUAGUUUAGAAAACUUACAAACAUGGGUACCACAGGCCAAUCUAUCACGCUGGCCAACAGUAUUAUCGGAGUCGGAAUAUUGGCUAUGCCUUUUUGCUUUCAACAAUGUGGUGUAUUGCUAGCUACUCUCAUAUUACUGUUUAUGGGUCUGGUCUCAAGAUUAUGUUGCCACUUCCUUUUGAAAUCAGCUCUCCUCGCAAGAAGAAGAAAUUUUGAAUUUUUGGCUUUCCAUGUAUUCGGGCAGGCAGGAAAAAUAGCUGUAGAAGUUGGCAUCAUUGGAUUUCUGAUGGGAACAUGUAUAGCUUACUUUGUUGUGGUCGGAGAUCUGGGACCACAAAUUAUUGCUAAGAUGUUCAACAUUAACCAGAGUGAUAUACUGAGAACAUCAAUAAUGGUGAUAGUAUCGAUCGUAUGCGUGCUACCACUGGGCUUGCUGCGAAACGUGGACAGUCUGAGCAACGUGAGCGCGGCCACCAUUGCCUUCUACUUCUGUCUAGUUAUGAAAGUAAUAUUCGAAGCGGCCGGCGUGAUGCUGACGAGCGACUGGAACCAGCGCGUCGAGAUGUGGCGUCCGGCCGGCUUGUUGCAGUGUGUGCCUAUAUUCUCUAUGGCAUUGUUCUGUCAAACACAACUGUUCGAGAUAUUCGAGUCCCUCCCAACACUUUCACUGGAGAAGAUGAACAUAGUGACGAAGAAUGCUAUCAACAUCUGUACCGCGGUCUAUUUCACUCUCGGCAUGUUUGGAUACGUUGCCUUCGCUUCUCGUGAUAUAUCAGGCAAUAUCCUAAUGAGCUUGAGCCCUACAAUGGCAAGUGAUGUUAUCAAGCUUGGUUUCGUGAUGUCGCUCGCGUUCAGUUUCCCGCUCAUCAUAUUCCCUUGCAGAGCGAGUUUGUACUCGUUCUUGUAUAAAAAGGUCCACUCAUCCCACCACGAUCACAUAAUCAACCACUCGAUCCCCGAAACCACAUUCCGCUGUAUAACAGUGGGUAUAGUGGGAGUGGCUCUGUUCAUCAGCCUGUUGAUCCCCAACAUAGAGCUGGUGCUGGGCCUGGUGGGCUCCACUAUAGGAGUGCUGAUCUGCGUCGUGUUCCCGGCCGCUUGCUUCCUCAAUGUCACCUUUAAGAAUACCAAUGAACGGGUGCUGGCUAAGGGUGUACUAGUCCUCGGGCUAGUAAUAAUGGUGCUCGGAACAUACGCCAACUUGCAGGCGGCGGAGAGCAGCAUCGAGAAGUAUGAUGAUAAAUACACGCAAGAACGUAUUGACAAGAUCGUUGAGGACUUCUUUGAGAAUAGAGAUAAAGACGAUGUUUAUUUGAAACCACCGCCAGAGAACAACCUACCAAAAGAACCUAUCAAUACAAUAGAAAUAAAGAAAGAUAUUCGUAAAGAUUCAGAGGUCCAACCACCAAAUCCCGUGCCACCAGAAUCACAAUCCAACGAGAAAUUGCCACAGACAAAGAAAAUAAUAAAAAAAGAAGAAAAAAUAAUACCAAAACCUGAAAUUAAAGAAGCUAUAGACAAAGUAUCAGAAACUCACCCAAGAAAUCUCAAAAAUAAGUUAGAAUCUAAAUUAGCAAACGGUAUAAGCAAUAGCGAAGCUCAGAAAACAAAUGAAGUCAAGCCACAGUCGAACGAAGAUAAAAUCGACAUGAUCAAACAACAGAAACUUAUUGAAACUAUCAAACAACAUGGUGAAGAACAAAAAGAGUUAAUAAAAGAACAGAAAGAAAUUCUAGAUGAGAUAUUAAAAACUAAGAAAGAACUUCAACAAAAUAAGAAUGAAGCUGAAGGAGCUAUUGAAGCUAAGAAAAUUGCUGUGGAAAGUAUCAAACAGAUUGCUGAUAUGGCAAUAAAAAGUAUAGGUGGGGUGUCGGAGAAACCUGACGUUAAAGAUGAAGUAAAGGCAGAAAGGUUGGAGAAAUUAACUAAUGAUGCUGUGCAAGAAAUAGCUAAGAAGGCUGUGGAAACUAUAGAGGCUAUUCAGGAAAUUAAAGAAAAGCCUGAGCAACCGAUCGCUCCCCAAAAUAAUCUGCCGAAUGCUCAAGGAAACGUCCAAGUCCCGAACAUUCCCGUACAAAAUGUUCAAGCUCAGAAUGUGCAGCCAGCAGUACCAGUCAACCCUCAAGUGAUACAAGGUGCUAACAUGCCUGUAAAACCAAAAGAUCAAGCUCCCAAUAAUAUAGCUGCAAAUGUAAUUCCACAAGUAAACGGCGCAGUUGUCAAUCAAAAUGGCGCUGCAGUUCAAAAUAAUGUUAAUAAUGUCAACCAGCAACUAAAACGAGAAGUAAAGCCUGCUAAUGAAAUAGGAAAAGAAAACGCACAAGUACCGAAUAUUCAACCAAAAGUUCCAGAAAAUAACGCACAAAAUUUACCUAAAGUAGACAAUGUAAAUAAAUCAGUUUUAAAUGCAGAAGUUGGUGUAGAAAAGGCACAUUCGCAUUCACGUGAUGAGCCACAAUCAUAUAAGCAAGGUGAAGAUACACAAGCCAAGGUUCCCGAGAAUAAAGUCGUUCAAAAUGUGCCUCCACCUAUAGUUAAUGAGCUUGCUAACAAUCAAAUGAAGAUCAACAGACAGCCUGCAAUACAACCUAAUAAAGACGAUAUUAAAGUUAAUGGGCAACCAAAAGUUCAAAAUCAUGGUGUUAAACCGAAUUUACAAGCGAACGUCCCUCCACCAAAUUCUAAUUUACAACAGAUUGUCAAUCAAGCACACGCUAGACAGAAAAGAGAGGUUGUCGAUUGUACCAAAAAGGUGACUUUAAAACCAGAGGACCAAGCGAUUUGUAGAAACUCAGUAGACGGGAAUAAAGAUUCUCAAGAAAUAUUGAAAAGCGUAGAUUUGAAUGAAGUAGCCUUACCCAAAAGUUUAUCUCUCGAUGUCAAUGCAUUACAUCACAUUAGCAGAGCAUUAAAAAGCUUCGAUAAAGACGAAAGAUAAAAUUUUCGUUCGCAUUUUGUUGGUUGUAUGUGUGCACUAUACUGAUGCAUUUAUUUGUUAAUACGUUUUUAAUCUACAGUAUUCUUGAUAGGAACUCUUUGUUCUGUUGAGAUAAUCACGUAAGGAUGUUUCGAACACUUUUCAAAAAUUAUUGAGAUUUUUUGCCAUAUUAGAUAAGAAUUGGAUACUUAAAAUUAUUGUAAUGUAAUGGUAAAAUUGUGUAAAAUGCUUAUACGAUUUUUAAAAAAAUAUUGGGAAAUUGCGAUUGAAGUAUAAAAUGCUUUCAAGUUUGCGGAAUAUCACUUUAUUUUGAAACUGUUUUAUUUUGAUGUGAUCUCCGAUGUAUUUAUUUAGGUCUUUAAGAAAAUAAAACGCUGAGAUUUCGAACUUAAUCCUUGUUCCUAAAACGCAUAAGUUAUAAUGUGAUGAAAAGUAAAAUACUUUGGACUGAUUGUGUAUUUAUAAAGGAAUAAAGAUAUUUUCAAGGAAA
Messenger RNA from Helicoverpa zea (corn earworm), 3525 nucleotides. Its product is annotated as putative sodium-coupled neutral amino acid transporter 10. The record is from RefSeq and is a predicted model, not a curated record. NCBI's taxonomy places the organism in Eukaryota, Metazoa, Arthropoda, Insecta, Lepidoptera, Noctuidae. Gene Ontology annotation, molecular function: amino acid transmembrane transporter activity. Gene Ontology annotation, biological process: amino acid transmembrane transport. The coding region runs from base 120 to 3035 and encodes 971 amino acids. The transcript has 10 exons.